AUGGCAAAUUUAUUAGAAUUAGUAACAGCUGAACAAUUGGAAGUCUAUGAACUUACAGGAUUAAAAGGAGAAGGUCUAGGACUAAGCUUUUCAAGUGAGGGGAAUUGUAUAGCUAUAUGUGGAAAUGAUCCAAAUAUUUUAUUGUUUGAUGAUUAUGUAGAUUUUAAAAAAAGAGGUUUUCCUUUAGUUGGACAUAAAAAUGCAGUUUUAGAAGUCUGUUGGAAUAAACAGUCCAAUGGUACCUUAGUAUCAUGCUCAGCAGAUAGAACUGUUGGAUUAUGGGACGUAGAAUUUCUUAAAUGUUUGACUAGAUUUAAGGGGCACUCUGAUAUAGUAAAUUCAUGUAAAAUAGAAGAUUCUAUUAUAGUAUCUGGCUCAGAUGAUGGAACAGUUAGAGUAUGGGAUAUUAGAGUUUCUACUAAAGAAUCUUGUAUUUAUGAACAUAAAUGGAAUUACCAAAUAACUGCAGUAACUCUUGAUUGUAAUAUGAGUAAUAUAUAUUGUGGAGGAAUAGAGAAUAUCAUUUUUUGUAUUGAUUUACGUGGUAAUAAUAUAGCAAAAAUAACAGGGCACAAUGAUACAAUAACGGGGUUAGAUAUUAGAACUGAAGCUGAUCAACUAGUAUCUAAUAGUAUGGAUGGUUCUAUUAUAAUUUGGGAUGUAAGACCAUACUCAUUAGUAGAAGAUAGGAAAUUGAGUACUCUUGUUGGAAGUCAACAUAACUUUGAAAAGAAUCUUCAUAGAGUUCGUUGGAACAGUGAUGGUGAUUUAAUUGCUGCUGCAUCAUCUGAUUGCUAUGUAUAUAUAUGGUCUGUUAAAUACCAGAAGUUGUUUCAAAAGUUACCAGGACAUACAGGAGCCACGACAGAUAUCUCGUUUCAUCCAAAACUACCUAUAAUUGCAUCUAUUGGUAUGGAUAGACGUGCUUUAAUUGGGAAGUAUACCAAUUAA
Molecule: messenger RNA, 951 nt
Organism: Cryptosporidium muris RN66
Lineage: Eukaryota; Apicomplexa; Conoidasida; Eucoccidiorida; Cryptosporidiidae
Exons: 1
Coding region: 1-951 (316 amino acids)
Cellular component (GO): catalytic step 2 spliceosome
Molecular function (GO): protein binding; RNA binding
Source: RefSeq, a predicted model, not a curated record